Messenger RNA from Lachancea fermentati, 1347 nucleotides. The record is from the annotation of a GenBank genome assembly. NCBI's taxonomy places the organism in Eukaryota, Fungi, Ascomycota, Saccharomycetes, Saccharomycetales, Saccharomycetaceae.
AUGUUCUUCAUUAUCCCAUGCAUUACCAGAGAAAUUCACCGCAUUUCAAAAGGCACAAGGGCCAGGAUGAUGUGGCUAUUGUUACCUAUGCUGUUUCUCACAGCAAAAUGCACAUCCAGAGCUGAUUAUUCAGGUCAAAAGGUGUGCAGGUUUCACACCGAUAACUUCACAGAGGUUGUGAAUCUAGUUCAAAACUUCCAACAGGACCCUGUUGAUGUGUGGGCAAGAAGUCCGAGAUUCAUCGAUGUGAGGGUUUCACAUGAAGCAGCAACCAAGUUAGAGGGCUGUGAAGUAAUCAUAGAAGAUCUUGCAAAGACAAUCGAGGAUACAUACCCCCACGAAGCAGAUAACAUGAAGUCUCUUGAACAGCAGUUGUUCGAACAAAGUGCACCUCAAGACGUCUUUUUUGAUCAGUUCAGGGACCUGGAUACUAUCUAUGCUUGGUUAGAUUUGAUCCAGCUGACUUUUCCCGACCUAGUUAAAAUUGAGUGGGUAGGUCAAACAUUCGAGGGUAGGGAUAUGAAAGCUCUUCACAUCAGCGCUGGUAACACGGAAUUAAACCCUGACAAGAAGACAAUUGUCAUUACUGGAGGGGUUCAUGCGCGUGAGUGGAUCGGUGUCAGCACGGCCUGCUACAUGAUACAUAAUUUACUGACGGGUUAUGGCGUCAACAAGAAGGAGACUAGAUAUUUGGACCAUUUGGAUUUCCUGAUUAUUCCUGUCUUCAACCCAGACGGUUAUGUGUAUUCAUGGACUCACGAUCGUCUCUGGAGAAAAAAUCGUCAGCAAACAUAUUUCCCACGUUGUUUUGGUAUUGAUAUCGAUCACUCCUUCGAUUUCCACUGGACCGGGUCUCAAAACUUCCCCUGCAGUGAGGACUAUAGUGGAGAAUCACCCUUUGAGGCAUUGGAGGCCGAAUCAUGGAACAAUUACAUCAACAUGACGAAGAGCGAGUAUACAAUCCAUGGCUACCUAGAUCUACAUUCCUAUUCACAAGAAGUACUGUAUCCUUAUGGCUAUUCCUGCGAAGCAUUGCCUCGAGAUUUAGAAAACUUGCUGGAGCUCUCUUAUGGUCUUGCUAAAGCGAUUAGAAAAAAGUCGGGCAAAAAUUACCAUGUGUUGUCCUCUUGUGAAGAUCGUGGGUCAGAUUUGACACCUGGUUUGGGUUCCGGGUCAGCUCUAGACUAUAUGUACCAUCACCGCGCCCAUUGGGCUUUCCAAUUGAAGUUAAGAGAUACAGGUAAUCAUGGAUUUUUGCUUCCUCCUAAGUUCAUUUUGCCAGUAGGAAAGGAGGCAUAUGCGGCCCUAAAAUAUUUUUGUGACUUUAUAUUGAAUCCGGAACUAUAA